CCUUGAGGCCAUAUAAAUCAAAGAGCAGUCUCGCCUCCUGUUCGACUUGCAGUGAUACUAGGCCUCGGAAACCAACCUGUUCUUUCACACAAAGAGGUCACUUUUGCUCAGUCUUGCUGUCAGGCUGCCCCUCUAUUGAAACAUAAUUUGUCAUAAUCUCUUGGGAAUCUUGAGUCUUCUCUCUGCAAUGCGUGACUACGAAAAGCUCACGAGAGACGAAGAUCUCGAAUCGGCAAAAGACGAACGUCUUCUAUAUGAAGAUGAAAUCCUGCCCGUUCACUUCAUAGACCAAGCGGCAAUUGUUCGCAAGAUCGUCUUCAACUACACCUUUCGCUACGAUAAAGUACUCGACGCAAAAAAGCUUCACGAAAGUCUUGUCCAACUCGUGCAUACGCCUGGGUGGCGUAAAGUUGGAGGUCGUCUACGUGCCAAUAGCGAGGGAAAGCUCGAGAUCCAUGUACCACGCACUUUCAACGAGACACGUCCGGCUGUGAGAUUCUCUCACGUCGAUCACCUCAACACUAACAUCGAUUCUCACCCUCUUGCAUCGAGACUUCCCAAAUCAACCGGCUCUACGCCAUCUAUACAGGAGGGUAGCCAUGCCUUCAAGUCUUUCGCUGCGCCUGUUGAUCUGCCCAAGAGCACCGACCAUUAUUUGAAGAGCGACGAGCCCUUGUUGUGUCUUCAGGUUACAUCUUUUGCAGACUCUACACUAGUAGGGCUCACCUAUCCGCACUCACUCGCCGAUGCCAUGGGCAUAUCAGAGUUGCUCAAAGCAUGGUCAAACAUCAUAGUGGGCAAGAGUCAUUUGGUGAAGCCUCUCCAGGGCACUUAUCGAGACGUGCUUGACUGGGCAGGGACAAAGCUCGACAAGGAAGCCUCGCAGAGAAAGUUCGCUCUAGAAAGUCAGCAAACCCGUGGCUUGGCUUUGAUUUCAUUCAUUGCCCGAUAUGUAUGGGAUAUUGCGACUCGUCGGACAGUGCAGUCCCGACACAUCUAUCUGCCCGCCAACUAUCUGAGGCAUCUGCGUCAAGGAGUCGAGCAGGAGCUCAAGGAAACACAUGGAGGGGUGGCUCCUUUCGUCAGCGACGGGGAUCUCAUCACAGCUUGGGGUUCUCGCCUUGUAAUGUCGUCAAGACCAUGGAAGAGGUGCAGUGCAGUAAUAUGCAACGUAUUCGAUAUUCGACGGCGUUUGGAGAACACGUUUGCUCCCGAAGGCCCUUACCUACAAAACUUGAUCCUGCCAGCAACAACUGUCCUGUCCAGACAGGAGGCUGCCAGCGCCACGACGGCACAAAUUGCUCAACAUCUGCGCCAAGCAAUCACAGAGCAGACUGGCGACGUGCAGACUCGAAGUCUCCUGCGUCUCGCACGUAAGUGGUUCGCAGCUCUAGGCACGAUGCCCUUAUUUGCGCGGUGGGACUCCCGAGUGAUUGCCUGCUCCAACUGGACCAAGGCAAGAUUCUUGGACGCCGCCGAUAUCAGCUCUGCUGCCUCGGGCGACGUUGGCGAAGACAAUCCCUGCACUGGAGUGGUGGGGGACUCUGCGGCGGAUGCGGCGCAAGAUCAUGUCAGACCAGUCAUGUUCUGGGGCGCCACCAUGAACGCAGAUGACAAGACGCGCGACGCUUUUAUGAUCUACGGCAAGGACGAAUCAGGAAAUUACUGGGUUCAGGGGUUUUUGAGAAAAGAAAGCUGGGCACUGAUUGAGGAGGAAUUUCAACGCUUCGGAAAGGAGUCGAAGGAAUCUAUCUGACUUGGGUCAUAUCUUAUCGGCGUGAGACUGAGCCACUGUAAGAUACGAGCUGG
Molecule: messenger RNA, 1809 nt
Organism: Colletotrichum godetiae
Lineage: Eukaryota; Fungi; Ascomycota; Sordariomycetes; Glomerellales; Glomerellaceae
Exons: 2
Coding region: 188-1756 (522 amino acids)
Molecular function (GO): acyltransferase activity, transferring groups other than amino-acyl groups
Source: RefSeq, a predicted model, not a curated record